AUGGCAAUUUCGAGUUCCGCCACACUCGACAGCCCACCUACGCCACCAAAAGCCGUCCUAAUCGUAAAUAAGCUCCGGACGAAACCUGUACUGGAUGCUAUUGACUCCUUCUUAACACACCUAACAGGAUUCUAUCCUCAUGUCAGAAUAUUUCAUGAGGACAAGAAGGAUAUGCCGCAAGCUGUAGAGCUUUGGGACCCAAAAAGAGAGGACCAUAAGAUUGACCUUGUAAUCACGCUGGGAGGAGACGGGACGAUACUCCAUGCUUCUUCGCUUUUCAAGGUUGGCGCGGUGCCGCCGGUGCUCAGCUUUUCGAUGGGCACACUAGGGUUUUUACUCCCAUUUCACGUGGACGAUUUUGCACAAGCUUUGGCGAGUGUGUUCCAGGGCAAGGCCACUGUUCUGUACCGGAUGAGACUUUCGUGUCUGUUCUAUAAUAAAGAUGGAGAGAGAAUGGAUAAGGAAGGACGAGAGUGGCAAGUCAUGAAUGAAGUGGCACUUCACCGUGGCGCCAGCCCACACCUUAACACCAUUGACGCGUUCGUUGAUGGACAGCAUCUGACCGAGUCCGUCUCAGACGGUCUCAUCGUGUCGACGCCCACAGGAUCCACCGCCUACUCACUAUCAGCCGGUGGCCCCAUCGUCCAUCCCUCACUGAGCGCGCUCGUUCUCACUCCCAUAUGUCCUCGAAGCCUGUCCUUCAGGCCACUCGUAUUCCCUUCAUCGUCCUCAAUCACUCUACGAAUAGGAGAGCGCAGUCGAGCCGAAGCUGGUGUCUCCAUGGACGGGCAAACCACCCGUACUCUCAAACCAGGAGAAUCAGUAACCGUCCGCGCAUCUCCGAAUCCUAUACCUUGCAUCAACCGCUCGUCAAUCGCAGAGCCACUGGAGGACAGGAAGGAAGGCGUUGGCCCAGGAAAGGAGGACGAUUGGGUCAGGGAUAUCAAUAAUCUGCUGCAGUAUAACGCGACCUUUAGGAGUAAGGCUUUGUUGAGGCUCAGUCGGACGUGAGAGGUGUGUAUAUUUGGGAUGGUGAAAUGCGUAUAGGGUGAGAAUAGGAUAUGGAGAUGUGGUGGCGCGUGUCCUAGGUUUUUAACGCGGCCCCUGAUGGCACGAGUGCUUCCAAGAAGUCGUUCUGGGUCGUACAGCUGUUUACAUAUCACAAGGAGCUGUUGUUGAUAGGACGAGGACACUGCUACAUAUGCCAAUACUAUUCUCCUUACGGUACGGGAUGUACCCG
This is a messenger RNA of Stereum hirsutum FP-91666 SS1, 1240 nucleotides long. Its product is annotated as ATP-NAD kinase. Gene Ontology annotation, biological process: NAD+ metabolic process; NADP+ biosynthetic process. The transcript has 8 exons. Lineage: Eukaryota; Fungi; Basidiomycota; Agaricomycetes; Russulales; Stereaceae. Bases 1 to 1011 code for a protein of 336 amino acids. Gene Ontology annotation, molecular function: NAD+ kinase activity. The record is from RefSeq and is a predicted model, not a curated record.